Molecule: messenger RNA, 2998 nt
Organism: Nerophis lumbriciformis (worm pipefish)
Lineage: Eukaryota; Metazoa; Chordata; Actinopteri; Syngnathiformes; Syngnathidae
Gene: olfml2ba
Product: olfactomedin-like 2Ba
Biological process (GO): signal transduction
Source: RefSeq, a predicted model, not a curated record
CUUUUCUCCACUCUCCAUCAGUGCAUUGACAUCAUGGUGUCAUAAAGCCUCAUGCAACUUCUGGAGCCAUGAGGAGGCCAAGGACUAUUCACGGCUGCUAAAUUUAAUACUGCAACUUUCUUUCCCCCCCUACCCCCCUUUUGAGAGAUUCACAGCAGCAUGCUGAAGUUGUGCAUUGUUACGUUUGUGGUCCAAUGUGUGCUUUUUGCGCCGGGAGCUGCUGCUGUGCCAAAGAAGCCGGCUGCAGACUCCGGGCUGCAAGCUGAGCUAGAAGUGCAGCAAAUUGACAACAAGAAGAAUAACAACCUGCAGGAGGUGACAGAUGGCCAGGAAAACAUCCUCUUUAAGCUGCUGGGUGAUUAUGACAAAGUGAAAGCCGUCUCGGAAGGCUCUGACUGUGGCUGUAAAUGUGUUGUCAGACCCCUGAGCAGGAGCGCCUGCCGACGGAUAGAGGAGGGCAACGCGGGCCCGCAGGACUCGUACACGGUGGAGACCAUCGCGUCCGGUCCGGAGUGUAAGUGCACCUGCGUCGCUCCUCCGUCAGCGGUCGACCCCUGCCAGGGAGAGCUCAGGUUGAAAAAGCUUAGGGAGGCGGCUAAAGAUGACGUCAAGCUGGCCACCAUCCUCGAGCUUCUGGAAGGUUCCUAUUAUGGGAUGGAUCUGUUGAAGCUGCAGUCCCUCAUCAGCAAUCUGGUGGCGCGAGUGACACACAUUGAAAAGGUUAUGGCCUUGAAUCCCACCAGAGAUGACAUAAAGACCCACAAGAACCCUCCAAACCCACACGAUGCUCAUAAGCGGAUGACUACGCCCCCACCUUCAUCCCAUCCAGACGACCAGGAUGGAAGGAAACUGAGCAGACCCGAGGCGUCUCCAAAACCAACGGAGAAGUUUGUUGCAGGGACCCAGUUGAAUUCUUCGGCUCAGGUCACUGAGGUCAAAGCGCACGUUGUUCCCAAAAAGGCAACCGACAAAGAGGUUCCUCAAGGGUCAAAGAGUGGUCUCAAUGGGAUGAUCAUCAGAGGGGUGACGUUUUACAAGUCGGAGCCGGAACCAGCAACGGCUGACGAUGGAGAGCAUGAAGAGAACGAUUUUGAGUAUCAUGGAUUCAGUGGAGAUGGCCCAAUAGACCUCCUGAUUGAAGAACACCUUCUUCAACACCGAGCCCCUCACCCACGUCCUGGGCCCCGGUCAUUUCGACCCGUGACAAACGGCCUCUUCCGUGGCUCCAAGAAGACCAGCCAAACGACAACACCGAAAGACACCGAGUCCACAACUAAAGUCGUGACGGAGGUGAUUAACGACAUUGAUGCUACUUCACAAAAAACCCUCACCACAGACUCUGCAUCCCAGUCUGUGGAUUUCACCACUUUGAUGUACCCCCCACCAACCGAGGAGAUGCUCAUAGUGUCCCAUACAGAUGACAAAGUAACCUCAGCAGUGUUCACGCAAACUAUCACUAUGGAAACCCCAAGCCUAGAGAUGAGAGAGCCAGUCCAAGCCACAGAAGCACCAAACACUACUGCAGAGGAUGUGACCACUAACAUUGGGACCAGUCCAGCCCAGCCUCCAACAGCAAAAAACACCCAGGUUAUUGUCACGACACCACAUGAACCCACCAGCCCUUCAGUAUAUUCUACAACAAGGCUUCCACACACUUCUACACCUGUCACUACACCUGCCACAACAUCACCCCCAGCUACCACAACAGCAACCACCACCACUACUACCGCCACCACUACCAGGCAGGUUCCCAGGGUCAAGCAGAAGUACAAGAUCAGCUGGGAGGAAGAAGAUGAAGAGGAAGAUCACGUGAAGUUUGACGAGAUGAUGCAAAGGCAAGAAGAAGCCGCGGCAAAGAAAAAUGAAGAAUGUAAGGACACUCUGGCAACCAUCUCUGAGCCGGUGACUCACAACACCUACGGCAAGAAGGAAGGCGCUUGGAUGAAGGAUCCCAAGUCCAACAGCGACAGGAUUUAUGUCACCAACUUCUAUUACGGCAACAACCUCUUGGAGUUCCACAACAUGGAAGUCUUCAAGAAAGGCCGUUUCACAAACUCCUACAAGCUCCCUUACAACUGGAUCGGCACAGGCCACGUGGUCUACGACGGGGCCUUCUACUACAACCGCGCCUUCUCGCGAGACAUCAUCAAAUUCGACCUGCGUCGGCGCUACGUGGCCGCCUGGAGCCUGCUGCACGACGCCGUAAUGGACGAGUCCACGUCGGCCUGGGAGUGGCGCAGUCACUCGGAUAUCGACUUCGCGUUGGACGAGAGCGGCAUCUGGAUCAUUUACCCGGCCUUGGACGACGAGGGCUUCUUGCAGGAGGUGGUGGUCCUGAGUCGCCUGAACCCGGUGGACCUGAGCAUGCAGAGGGAGACCACGUGGAGGACCGGGCUGAGGAGGAGCCACUACGGGAACUGCUUCAUCGUGUGCGGCGUCUUGUACGCUGUUGACAGCUACAACCGAAAGGACGCCAACUUGGAAUACGCCUUCGACACGCACACCAACACGCAGAUGAUUCCCAGGAUGCCGUUCACCAACAACUACACCUACACCACCCAGAUUGACUACAACCCCAAAGAGGGUGUCUUGUACGCGUGGGACAAUGGACACCAAGUCACAUACAACAUAAAGUUUGCUUAUGCAGACCCCAAAUAAGUUUUGUAUUUGAAAUGCUUACAUGGAUUGUAGAUCAGUCCUUUAUUGGUUGAAAUCCCUUUUUUUCCUAUCUGAAUUCCACCAAAUUGAGCCACAUUCCUCAGUCCGUAGGAGUCAGGACACAAGCCCUUUGACAUGAAUGUAAAAAGAUGUUACCCACCCCAGUUUGUUCAAUUGUUUCAACAAACGCACAUUUUUCAUUCUAUACCCGCUUUAUCUUUUUUUUCUUUGUAAAAGCAACCCAAAUAUGUCUUGUGAAAGCACUUACUCUCUGGUGACUGUUUGGGGGAGAAUAAAGUUUAUUCAAGCUUAUCUGUCAGAUAAGUCUCCAACAAUUUAA